AUGCAUAUAGGCUUCAUUGAAAUGUCAAUUUUUGCAGAGAAUAAUACAAAUCGCGAUCUACAUCGAUAUAAGGACUUUCUAGAUUCAAUAAACGACGAGGAAUAUUUUGAGAAUUGCUUGUUCUACGGUGAGCUAAGAGAGAGCGAAGUACUAAAUCUAUUCUUACAGGAUAUUACUGAGCGCUUUAGGAAACCCGUUAUCAUACUAACUGGCAAUACCACCGAUCAAGAAAUCGCAAACAGGUUUAAUAGAGAUAUGCUUAUCAUAGCACAACUCACAGAUUUCGAGACGGUACUGCCGACACUCGCUAAAACACUCGAACGCAUGCGACAGAAGCGUAUUAUACUCAUCAGCGCUGAGCGGCCAACACACGAAACAGUAGAACCGUACUUGAGGCAAGUUUUUCGUUAUUGCGAGGCGGAAAAAUUACUCAAUGUAGUCGUGAUCUUUGAAGACUUUCCAGAAACGAAAAUAUUUCAUAGUUACAGCAUAUUUCCGAGUUUCGAAUUGGAAGCGAAAAUAUUUGGUGCUAACGGUGUGGCGGUGUUUCCACGGCGCAUGUUAGACCUAGAAGGCUUCGGCAUACGCACGAUACCCGAUCAAAUAUAUCCAUGGUCAUUCACAUAUGAGCUCGAUGGUCAGGUGAAGAUUGGUGGAUAUGUGCAAAAACUUAUGGAGACAUAUGCAAACUACCUCAAUGCCACACUCACUUAUCCAAUACCGGUAAUACUCAAUGACAACAGCAUUGCCGUCAGAAUAAUCGAACUCAUGGACAGCAACCAGCUCGAUAUACCGACGAGUCGCAAGUACCUUGAAAUAGCAAACAAUUUCGAUGAGGCAUCAAUACCUUUUGGUGUCAGCGGCUUGUACAUCAUGGCGCCGAUUGGGGAUCAUCAUUCAUUUUGGAGUUUCCUCGUCAUCUAUAGCGAUUGGCGACAUCUGACAUUUUCGCUGCUCAGCUGCUCGUCGUCCAUUAUGCUAUUCUAUUUAUGUAGACGUCUGCAAUACAGAUGCGCCGGUCGGCGAUUUCACAAAAACUUGUUCGCUGCACUGCUGGAGCCCAACUAUUUAUCGUCGAAUUUCGGCGUAGUGCAUCAGCUGCGCAUGCAACACUUGGUCACGUUACGUUUGAUAAUCUGUGUAUCGGCCGUAUGCUCCUUAUGCCUUUACACACAGUUUACGGCUAAUCUAAAUACGUUUAUGACUAAGCCGACAAUGGUGCGCAAUCCGAAGAGUUGGCAUGAUUUGGACGAAGAUGGUCACAAAGUGCUUCUCUCGAAGCGUUUCUACGCUUAUGUGCGUAUGUGGUGUGAUGAGAUAUGUGCGCACUUUGAGCACUCACUGGAGAUUGUCGACUCAGUAGAGCUGCAGCUUGAGCUGCAAUCAAGCUUCAACACCAGUUACGCUUAUCUGACUGACCUAUUUUCAUGGUACUUCGUUAAGCUGCAAAUGCGCAAGCUGAAGCAACCGAUAUUCCGUAUGACAGACAUCUGUUUGAAGCGGCAUCUAUUCCACUGCAUCUUUCUGUCGCGAAAUUCGAUUUUCAAGGAGUCUCUUGAUCUGUUUCUUACGCGCAUUGUAGAUCAUGGUUUGCAAAAGUAUUUGAUUUAUACAACAUAUGUGGAAGCGGUGCGCUCUGGUAUCAUUAAAAGUCUUUCACAAGGAGAUCAUGCGCAGGAUCAACCACUUGAUAUGGCAUAUUUUUCGUUCAUGUGGCCCUUCUUUGGCUUUGCUUGGACGAUGGCCUCCGCUAUAUUUGCGGUCGAAUUGGUUAGCGUGCGUUGGCGAGCGUGGAUUUUAGGGCAGCAGAAACGUUGA
This is a messenger RNA of Bactrocera oleae (olive fruit fly), 1818 nucleotides long. RefSeq lists its product as uncharacterized. NCBI's taxonomy places the organism in Eukaryota, Metazoa, Arthropoda, Insecta, Diptera, Tephritidae. The record is from RefSeq and is a predicted model, not a curated record.